Crotalus tigris (Tiger rattlesnake) is the source of this 2769-nucleotide messenger RNA. RefSeq lists its product as uncharacterized. NCBI's taxonomy places the organism in Eukaryota, Metazoa, Chordata, Lepidosauria, Squamata, Viperidae. The transcript has 4 exons. The coding region runs from base 727 to 1413 and encodes 228 amino acids. Gene Ontology annotation, biological process: cell surface receptor signaling pathway. Gene Ontology annotation, cellular component: plasma membrane. The record is from RefSeq and is a predicted model, not a curated record.
CCUUUGUGAGCUCAGAAGCAAAGGUUUAAAGUGUCUGAGCAUCCGGUUCCCACCACCAGGGCCCAGGCCAUUCCGCCCUUGCAGCCACAUUGCCAGCACGUGACCGGAAACCCAGCAGCUUCUGAUCUCUUUCCAGUUGCUUCAGCAGCAGCCCCAGGCUGAGAUGGCUGCAGCACCUCUCCACUCCUGCCCUGGGCGCCCUGGACUCUGCUUCUUCCAUGUCCUCCUGGGCUUCUGGUGCAGUAAGUGCCCUGAAAGGGGCCUGGACCCCUUCCUUCAUCAGAGCCCCAUUUCCCUCCAUAUUUCAUUAGGUCCUCCCUUGACCUAAUUCUUCCAGAGUCUCCUGGGCUCCACUCUAGGAUCCCCAGUUGAUGUCGCCUUUUUCUUUCUCUUUCUUCAGCAUUUGUGGGCAGUGGCUCUGCCCUGACAGUGAUCCAGACUCCAAGCUUUGUCAGUGUCUCAACCAGGGACCCUACUGAUAUUUCCUUCAGUUGCUCUAUGGAUGAUACAAGCUACAACAUUUUUUUGUAUCACCAAUUGCCUGGGAAGACAGAACUGAAAGUCCUCGGGUACCUCCCCACUGGUAGUACAACACUUGAUGAUAUUCCAGAUGAAUUGAAGAAUCGACUGAAAGGACAAGCAUCAAAGAGCACAAAUCCACCUAAGAGGGGAUUUCGUUUAGAACUGUUAAAUCCUCAGCUGCUGCAGUAGGAGUCCCAGGCUCAGAUGGCUGCACCACUUCUUCACUCCUACUCUGGGCUCCCUGGACCCCUCUUCUUCCAUGCCCUCCUGGCCUUCUGGUGCACAUUUGUGGGCAGUGGCUCUGCCCUGACAGUGAUCCAGACUCCAAGCUUUGUCAAUGUCUCAACCACGGACCCUACUGGUAUUUCCUUCAGUUGCUCUGUGGAUGAUACAAGCUACAGGAUAUUUUUGUAUCGCCAACUGCCUGGGAAGACAGAACUGAAAGUCCUCGGGUACCUCCCCACUGGUAGUAGUACAACACUUGAUGAUAUUCCAGAUGAAUUGAAGGAUCGACUGAAAGGACAAGGAUCAACAAGUACAAAUCCACCAUUUGUGGGCAGUGGCUCUGCCUUGACAGUGAUCCAGACUCCAAGCUUUGUCAGUGUCUCAACCAGGGACCCUACUGGUAUUUCCUUCAGCUGUUCUGUGGAUGAAACAACCUACUAUAUUUAUUUGUAUCGCCAAUUACCUGGGAAGACAGAACUGAAAGUCCUUGGUUACCUCCCCACUGGUACUACAACACUUGAGGAUAUUCCAGAUGAAUUGAAGGAUCGACUGAAAGGACAAGGAUCAACGAGUACAAAUCCACGUAAGAGGGAAUUGCGUGUAGAACUGUUAAAUCCUCAGGCGAGUGACACAGGCUUCUAUCUCUGUGCUGUAGUUACACGGUGAAAGAGAGAGGAAUAAUGGCAGGUGCAAAACUGAGUAUCAGGAACAAAUCUGCCUUUUAGUCUUUUCUGUUCAUAUCUGUUUUUUAUCUGACAUCCAUGGGUAACCCUGUUCUACAUCCUAAUGGUCUCCUAUUUAAAACAGACCUUGAUUAAUUUGUCCCUUUCACAUUCCCAGAAAUGGCAUUUUUACAGGGGCUGUGAGGUGAGCCAUUUGAUCUAAUAAAUUAAAAAAAAACACAAGAAAAAUCCCUGCACGAUGAGGGCCAGGCUGUUGUAGGCCAGCAUUUCACUUCUCUGGCCAGCCAGACUUCUCCAGGCAGCUGGCAAAGAGAAGAUGGAUAUAGUUCUUUUCCUAUAACUGAAACUUGAAGACUUGGUGCCCCUAACCUAGAGGUAACAUUGCUUUACAAAGGACAAUAGAGUCUGUCUGGUAAAAUGGUUGAGAGGUCUGAUUAAAACCAGAAAAAGGCAACCCUUUUUGUACUGUCACCAAGAAAAGUGUAUAGAAAUGGGCAAAAAAAAUAAGAUGAAUUGGGAUGAAAGACAAUGGGACCACGCCCUUUCCCCCAGUUCAUUUUGGGGAAUAUAAAUUAUUUUCACUGUACAUUGAUUUAUAUAUAAGUUGGGAGCAUUCCUAUUUACUGUGGCACAACAUUAUCUUUCACAAGGGGUUAUGGGUGAUCUAGUCCCAUCAAAGCCACAAAGAAAUAUUGUAAGCAUUAAAAGACAUUUAGAGUUCACAGGUGAAAAGCGAUGCACUUCUGACAAAAACUGUCAAAAAGUUCUGUACUUUGAAAUCUGAAAUAAUUGCUGAAAAUAAGCACAGAUACACAAGGGUAUCCACAAAUGGGAGCCAGCAGUCUCAAAAUGUUAGAUGCAAACCAGCAAUUGAAAUCCUUUCCCCUUUUUAUGUGCAUAUUCUGCACGUAUCAAAAAGAGAAGCAGCUUCAAUUUCUCAAAGUUAUCUACUUUUUUGAUGGUGCUCUCCUUCACACAACAGGAGUCUGGUUUUGAGGAGUCCUAGAAAGGAACAAACAUUAGGACUUUCCUAUAUAGGCUAAAAUCUCUCUGACCCUCCAAACUCUUCUGAGAUUUUGCAGCCAUCACUUGUACAUCUCCAACCUUAUUUAGCCUUAAGAACUAGAAACAUAGUUACUGAUAGGCAAAAAUGCUCCAGGAUAAGGGCAUUUAGAGCUGCAUUCAAAGUCAAUUGAAAUCAGCCAAUGGCUUUUGGCUGCGUAUAUAGAGCCAUCACUUUUGAAGAAACAACUGAAAGUAUGAAUGACUUUGCCCUUAAAAGUAUUUAUACCAAGCCAGCAGGUGCAGCAAACCAGCCCCUUUCCGGCAGCUUCUAUUU